Messenger RNA from Cyprinodon tularosa, 2963 nucleotides. It is a transcript of the gene engl, whose product is annotated as endoglin, like. The coding region runs from base 173 to 2584 and encodes 803 amino acids. The transcript has 17 exons. Lineage: Eukaryota; Metazoa; Chordata; Actinopteri; Cyprinodontiformes; Cyprinodontidae. The record is from RefSeq and is a predicted model, not a curated record.
AUAUCUUACUUCCAGGUUUAGGAAGUGAAACGUGUGUGUGGUUGUGUGUUUAGUAAAUGAGGGGGCGUGUGUAGAUCUGGGAUUGGUGUCCUCACAGCUUCAGCACUCAGAUCAUCAGUCAGCUUUUUCCUCUAAGAAGCACCACAGGUUGUUGCCAGAAGCUGGAUCCAGUAUGGCAUCUCUACUGAAGGCUGGAUGGUGUUUUUUCUGCUUUCUUCUCCUCUGGGAAACAAUAAAAGGGUUUUUCAUGUUGGCUGAAGGUGCAGAGCUGCAGUGUUCUCCUGCUGAUCCGGUUGCAGCGGAGCACCCUGUUCAGGGUCUGCUGGAGAGGUUUCAGGUGAGCCAAGGCUGCGCUGCAAGAGAGCAGGGGAACAAGGAAACUCAUGUCAUCGCUUUGCAGCAAGCAUCCAGCAGCCCUGGCAAUGUGGUGCUGGUGUUCCUUAAACCCCCCUCCAGCGUUCCUCUCAGGGCGCUCCAUCUGGUGCUCAGCUCCAUGCAUCCAAUCACAUGGUCGCUGAAGGCUGAGCUGCUGCCCCAAAACCUCCCAGUAUUUGUGCAGGUGUCUCCAAAAUCCAGUGUCCGGUCACAGACUCUACACUUGUGUGCUCAAACGGUUCCUUCAUUACCUUUUCGCCUCCGCAAACUGUAUCACUGGGCUCUGAAGCACCACGGUAACCUCUCCUCACUGAUCCAUACGACGCAAGCCAAUCGGGUCUAUAUCCAACUGGGGGAAGAUCCGUCCCUUCCUGAUGUGUGCCAGCUUCAGUCCUUAUCCCUCUUUCCUAAUUACAUGACCUCUGACUUGCAGCCACAAAAAGUGAAGGGCUGCACCCAUCCCAGAGGAAGAGAGGCUACCCCUGAAGUCCAUGUGAUAAAGCUCCAUUCAGCAGGCUCAGCGCUAAGUGGCUCUCUGCAGGUGGAGGUAAAGGUCACUCUUUUGCCUCCGGCGGCCCCUUCAGAACCGCACCAGGUUGUUCUGAUUCUUAGCAGCUUGGUCCCGGUCAACUGGGAGAUUACAGCUCCUGCUGUUUGGGGUCACAUCACUGUUCAUUCCUCCAACAGCGUCUCUCCACCAUUUCCACCGGAGCCUAACCUAACCCUGUCCAGCAGGCUUGUGUCUGACCUGUCCACAGUCUCUAAUCCUCUGAUGUGGGCCUCUGAGAGCGGCUACACUAGGUCUUACACCGAGGCUGACCUGGCCAAUCGCUUUGUGAUCCAGCUGGCAAAAGAUGGGACAGGCCAAGAGAGAUUACCUGUGGUGAACUGUGAGGGCGGUCUGCUCAGUGUCACCGUGGAUCUACAAAAACUAAAGAGCUUGUCUUUGCCAGCUGCUGCCAUGACGCUGCGGGAUCAGGCAUGCCAGGCUGUGUCCAACGGGAGUCAUUUCCUGUUGGCACUACCCGUCAUUUUCUGUGGAACCGAGGGUGAGCUGCAGAAAGAGCCCAGAGGAGUGCUGUACAAAAAUAUGCUGUUACUGUGGAGGGACAGGCCUCAGAGCAUCUCUGCACAUGGAAAGAAUGGGAAGCUCAGACCUCCCUUCAGUUUGCAUAUCAGCUGCUUUGCCAAAAGCCACUCAAAAUCUACUGCUGCUGCUGAUAAUGUGACCCUUCCUCUAAUAGGACGGUUUACCCGGGGGGUACGACAGCAUCUCCAUUCAGUUCCACCUCUCCGCCAUUUACCACCUGCCAUACUCAGAUCGGGGCCUGCUCUGCAUUUGAGGCUCUUUGUAACUGACAGCUAUGAGCAGACGUGGACUGGGCCCUGUGUCAUCACCGCUGAACACCGCAUCUUUGCAGAGAUAUCUGCCAGAGCCUCCCUCGCAGAUGUGGUGCAAGUGAAGUCAUGUUUUGUAUCUCCUCAGUCUGACCCUAAAAAAUCUCCCUUUUGGACUGUAAUACAAAAUGGCUGCUCGUCAGACUCCUCUUUUAACCUCGACACAAAGACAAACGGUGACAGUGAGGAUGAGGAAGAUCCUGAUGAAACAGAUGGACAUGAAGGAGGAGGAUACGAUCACAAGGAGAGAAGAUUCCCAGAGUUGAACAGCACACUAAACAUAGGAGAUUUGGGUCAAAUACGACGGUUGAGAUUUAGUUUUAUCCUGCGGCCAGUUUAUAAUGAGCCCAUGCAGUUUGUCCACUGCAGCCUCCUUCUUUGUCUCUCUGACUCAGCAGAUGGGAAACCCUGGAAGGAAGAAGCAGGCGAUAGCUGCCAGAGUGGGACACAGAUCCCUCCACUAGUGUCAGGGUCAUCCAGACAUCAGUGUGUUAUCAGAAACCUCUCCAGACCCAUGGUGGUUACCCGGCCUAUUAGUUCACUGGUAACCAAAACAAAACCCUCUGCAGGUCCAAGAACAAACCGGACACAAAGCUCCGGUUUCAUGUUGCAGGAAGGACCGUUGAUGGGAAUCGUCUUUGCAGCUUUUUUGGUUGGAGUCAGUUUAAUGGGGGGACUGUGGUGCAUCUAUACAUAUACAGGGCGACGCUUGGAGCCGUUUAGAGAUGGUCCUUUAACAAACCAGACUCCAGAGGGUUGCAAAGUGACGACUCCAUCUUUCCCAUCUGAUCAGUCGUCCAGCUCGGUUUAGCGGAUUUCCUCCUGCAAAUCUGAGAGAGAAGAACUGGGACAGGGGUUGCAACAGCUUCUGUGUGUUUUUUUCUGUAUGUGUGUGAGAACACAGCUGCUUCUCUGGUGUGCAGAGCCGUUUUUUGCACCUCUAGUCGUGUCAUGUGCUGCUGAGAGGAGGCCUGAAAACAGUGAAUACAGUAGAUCUUAAUCAUGCGCAGCGUUCUUUAAACGGACACGUUUUAGAUUCAAAGCGAUAAGUCACUUGUUUGAUGAUGUGGGCCACUCAACUUUAAGCCUCUGAAGAGACCUUCAUCUGGAUUCAACGAGGCCUAAAGAUGGUUACGGUGACUCAAACAGAGAGCAGAUCAUCGUCAUCUUCUGGCUUGCAUGGUAGACAA